This is a messenger RNA of Triticum aestivum (bread wheat), 1707 nucleotides long. RefSeq lists its product as uncharacterized. The record is from RefSeq and is a predicted model, not a curated record. NCBI's taxonomy places the organism in Eukaryota, Viridiplantae, Streptophyta, Magnoliopsida, Poales, Poaceae. The transcript is spliced from 6 exons. Bases 258 to 866 code for a protein of 202 amino acids.
AAAGGCCCAAACCUACCUAGGGUUUGCAUCCGCUCAAAAAAAGAAAAAGGGUUCGCAUCUCGUCGCCUCCGCUGCCGUCCCGGCUCCUCCCUCCUCCCGCCCGUUCCGCGACGUUCCCGCCACGCCCGACCUUGCCAUUCCGCCGAUCGGCUGCGCGCCUCGCCCCGGGCCUCGGCCGCCGACCUCCCUCUGCCCAGGACUGCAUCUGCUGCUCCCCUGCCGGACUCCGCCACGGCCGCUGUGCUGCCAAGGUUACGAUGGCUUCAUUCGGUCGCUUCAUUCAAAAUGUUACACGAGGAGCAAGACUUGCACGUUCUGGUGUGCCCAUCACUACAGGCAUGUGCUGUGGCCAUCGAGCUUACUCUCUUCUGUCAGAAUCUCAAUUCUCAGCUCACCGGGGCAGAAGAUUCUCUAAAGUUAUCUCUCUGCCAAUAACUAUUGCUCGCCAUCUCCAUGGUAGUACAAACACUAAGUUGGAAACCCCUGUCAGUUAUGUGAGUUCAAAAUCCUCGAAGAUAGAAAUUAAUGUUAAAGUGGAUGGGGGACUGCUGCUGGAGGAUCCAGAGGGUUAUAUCAAUUUAUGGAAGUUGUUUGAUCAAUACAAAGUUCUGUGUUUUGAACCUACAGACUCAAGCAAUACCAAGCUAUGCUUUACUUCCUUUGCAGUUGACAUACUAAAGGAACUGUACAUGAUAGUCCUAAAGGAAGGGCAAGGUGCCGAUUUCCUGUUUAAAUUUGAGGCAUCACAGAUCCUUGUUAAGUGGGAUUCUGGCAUUGUUGAACAUAUUGCUAUACCUGCAUCACAAUUCCAAAGUGAAUUGUUGGCGCAUUUACAGGCUUGGUGUAUUCAAUCUGUGGCACGGUGAUUGGUCUCAACUGCAAUGAACUACUUCAUUUGAUGUUGCUUGCGCAAAACAAAAGGUGAAGUUUUAUGUUUUUUCUCUUUUUGUCUCAUAAAACUGAGUGAGCACAUCACACACUCCUAAGCUCUAGGCACAAGCUACCUUGAAGCUGAAACACAAAACAGGAACCACAAGCAGUUUUCUAGGCAUGCAGUGCAUGGUUUGAUGAAGUAAAACCUACCUUCCAUAAAAACAGAUUGAGCAUCAGAGACUCGUCUAUCAGCUUUGUUAUUCAAGACUUUUUGAAAGGCACAUUUAAAAGACAAAUGGGUCUACACAUUUAGAUUUUGUCAGCCCCCUGUCCUUCAGACAGGGGCACUGCAAUCCCGCAGUUAAGCCUACAAAGCUGGAGCUUACCUUCAUAAUAUCAUUGAAAGGCUUCAGGAAAUCAUGCUCAAUUAAGUACUACCAUUUUUUGUUGUUGAGAAAACUCCACAGAGAACCCAUGAGGGCCUGGUGCUCGAUGUGCUCUAUAGAUAAUUCUUUGUCCCUGUUGGACAGAACUUCAGGAAGGGUCAGAAAGAGAAACAAGCAGCAGCACGGGUCCAAACAACUCUUUAUUGUACUUAGUAGCAUAAUUCAAAAUGUUCUUAUCCCCCUUACAUCACCCCUCACCCCCACCCCGCACCCCAAUUGUACAGAUCACGACGGUGCUUCGGAGAUGGAGAUCACAAGCACAAGAUGAUGAUGGCCAUAUCAUAUCACUUAUAUUGGUUGCAUGUGAUGUUUAUCCUUUAUGCAUCUUAUCUUGCUUUAAUUGACGUUAGCAUUUUAAGAUGAUCUCUCACUAAUUAUCAAGAAGUGU